CGACGAAACCCUACUCUUUUAUCAAGCGCUCCCCCUUCUCUCAGAUCCGGAAACCUCCUCCUUCCCCAUUCCCAUAUCCCCACGGCGAAACGGAAAUGGCUCCGAGGUGCCGAGCCCCGCUUCCUUCCUCCUCCUCCUCCUCCUCCUCCUCCUCCGUCGUCACCGAAGAGCGCGACGAAGAAGAGGUCUGGAAGCCGUCGAUGGCGAAGAAGUCUCUGGAGAAGAAGAAGAAGACCAGGGCGAAGAAAGGAGCACCGGUGACGGUGGCGGCGCUGCACGCGGCGGUGGAGGCGGCGGCGGCGACACGGAUCCCGUGGACGAAGGUGGAGGCGGUGCAGAUGCUGAAGGCGGCGGAGGUGCUCGUCUCCGAGAAGGAAUCGGAGAUGACGAAGGUCAUGCGGUCCUUCGAUCAGGACAUCACUACGCUGAGAGAGAUCUUAGCCCUCCUCCGCGACGGGAUGCGCCAAUCGUUCAACUGGUGAUGCUGCUGCAGGCAUUCAGAUGGGGAGCUUUGUGGUAUCAUUCAGAAGUCACAAGAUCAAGUACAUUGUGAGGACUAUUGAUCAAACUUCACUAAUUAUCCUUCAACAAAAUUUCUUUGCUUUUAUGUUUAUUAUCUAAGUAAUUUGUAUAUAGUUUGGCAGUUGCCAAAGAAAAUGUUCUGAUAGCCAUUAGGGUUGAGGUAUAGCAGAAAGAUUUCAACCUCACUCGGUGCUGAAGUCAUCCCACAAGCCCCUUGCAACAAUAAGUCAAGCAUCUAUUAGCCGAUAACAAUUAAUUGGAUCUCAAAAUUUCCUUGCAUUAUCAUUGUGAUCUAAGAAUGGUUUGACAAGCAUAGUUGGAAUACAGAUCCUGCAAAGAGAAUUAAGCACUGAGUGUAGCUCUUUUAAUGGCUGCAUGGAAUUAAUUUGGAUUAUACUGUACUUUCGAGGAGUUCAUGUUCAGCUAUUUGCCAUAUAUAUUGUAUGUUACAAGGUGAAUUGAAGAACUAGGUUAUUGAAUUUGUAAGUCUAACGUUAUUAAAAAUUUAAUGACUCUUAAAUAAAUUUGCAUUAUUCAGCACUUUCAAAGAGCUUUUAUUUAGCUGUUUGUGAUAUGACCAUUGAUGUGGUAUGGUACAAGGUGAGAUGAAUUACUAGA
Messenger RNA from Elaeis guineensis (African oil palm), 1140 nucleotides. The record is from RefSeq and is a predicted model, not a curated record. NCBI's taxonomy places the organism in Eukaryota, Viridiplantae, Streptophyta, Magnoliopsida, Arecales, Arecaceae.